AUGGUUGAACGGCUGCACCGUCAACUAAAAGCAGCAAUCAUGUGCCAACAACAAUGCCGAUGGACACAGAGCCUUCCCACCGUCUUGCUGGGCAUCCGCUCAGCUUGGAAAGAGGACCUGCAAGCCACGGCAGCCGACAUGGUCUACGGACAGUCGCUACGCCUCCCGGGCGAGUUCUUAGGAUCUCUCCACCGCGAAAACGCAGCGGACAACGUGUCAGAUUUCAUCAAGGAGCUACGCCAACAUCUGAGGGAAUUGAGACCGACGAAGAUAUCUCGCCACGGUACGGGGAAGACAUUCAUUUUCAAGGACCUUGCUACCUCGGAGGAAGUCUUUGUACGCCAUGAUGGUCUCAAACAGCCUCUGCAACAGCCGUAUGACGGCCCGUACAAAGUCAUCAAAAGGGCAGAAAAGACGUUCGUGGUUCGUAUGAACGGCCGGGACGUUACGGUUUCCAUCGACCGCCUUAAACCAGCGUACAUCAUGGCCAAUGAUCCAGUCGUCUCUCAGGAUGGCAACAACGAGGAGGACGUUCCAGGCCCUUCCGAAAAGGGCACAGUAAUUACAGACCUACCCGAUACACAGAAACACACACAUCUAAAAUCAACACUAGAAAACUCGACCAAACACGUAACCAAGUCAGUAUGCGGAUCUAUUAAAGCAAACGACGAGGCUUUAACCAACGUGCCAACCAAAAGUGUCAACGAUAUUAAUGAACCUGAGAUCAGUGAUGAAAUAUUGGAAACUAAUUUUAUAGACGUAAACUUAUUAGAUUCAUACGAAGAUGAGUCGUCAUGGGUAUAG
This is a messenger RNA of Camponotus floridanus (Florida carpenter ant), 804 nucleotides long. RefSeq lists its product as uncharacterized. Gene Ontology annotation, molecular function: nucleic acid binding. Lineage: Eukaryota; Metazoa; Arthropoda; Insecta; Hymenoptera; Formicidae. The transcript has 2 exons. The record is from RefSeq and is a predicted model, not a curated record. The coding region runs from base 1 to 804 and encodes 267 amino acids.